Aspergillus chevalieri is the source of this 2658-nucleotide messenger RNA. RefSeq lists its product as uncharacterized. The transcript has 3 exons. Gene Ontology annotation, molecular function: cysteine-type deubiquitinase activity; cysteine-type carboxypeptidase activity; K48-linked deubiquitinase activity. The coding region runs from base 1 to 2658 and encodes 885 amino acids. Lineage: Eukaryota; Fungi; Ascomycota; Eurotiomycetes; Eurotiales; Aspergillaceae. Gene Ontology annotation, cellular component: cell periphery; cytosol. The record is from RefSeq and is a predicted model, not a curated record. Gene Ontology annotation, biological process: protein K48-linked deubiquitination.
AUGGUCUUGCGCAAACAGCCUCCUCCUCGUCUUAAUUCCGUCAAAGACACUAAGCGUCGUCCAUCACUCUCUCCUACUGCCAAAUCUGUAUCUCCUGUCUCCCCGAAACGGUUGACACGUCCGAGACGAGCGCAAAGCUCUCCCUAUCCUCGUCGUCUUCCAUCGCAAGAAUCGGUCUACUCACCUGAUCUUCAUACAUCACCAGCGUUUGACCUGAUGACGCUCGAACAAGCUCAGCGGUCGCCGGUAGGGAACGUGCACAGUGAAGCGCAGAAUCCAUGGGCCGAUGAGUUGAUUGAGAGGCCGGAUCAACAGUAUCAUGAGUACACCCCCUCGGCAUCUAUGCCAGCGAGUCAUAGCGGGACUCAGGAAGAACCGGUCAAUAAGAACAAAGGCGAUCGAGUGCCAUCUAUCCUUGUAGCUGGUACUCAACGCAGGAUGGCUGCAAACGAAUGGCAACCAGAGGAAGAGGCCGACGAAUGGGAGCAUGUCAGGCAGACACCGGUCCAACUGCGAUCUAAUAACCCGUUUUUGAAGACAAGACAGUCUGAAAGUAACCCGUGGCAAACCGAAUCAUAUCAGGCUCAACACGUUGAGGAUACUCGUGCUUCACAGGCAACUUCCGUGCACAGUGAUGCGUUGAGCCAAGGCGAGGGAAUUAUUCCAAUGACCGCCCGCCUGUCUCUUCUGGACCAGCAGCCCUCAGAUUCAGCGUGGGCAGAAGAGCAUCCCGUUACCGCCCCGCAGUCCCAGCAUCCGCAGAAUGGCCAUUCUGUCCAGGACUCACAAGCGCAAGCUCCACAGACAUCCUAUGCUAACCAAGUUGCUAUUUAUACGGCUGAUGGCCAAUCUUAUGAUACCCAUGGAGCUCCCGGAAAUACUGCGGAACCCCAAUACCAACCCCAAUACGCUUCCCCCUAUGAAUAUCAGCCAUAUUCAUCGCAGGAUUAUGACAAACUGAUCCAACAGUAUCAACCAAACCCCCACUCUGAACCUGUUUCUUCUGCGACCACACAGCCCAAUGUGCUCAUCGAUGUCGGGGACUCUAGCAAGCCAGAAGUACUGCCUCGGUCAACUUCAUCUGUAUAUGAGUCUGAUGUAAAUGAGGCUCGUGGGACGCGAACCGGGUCAUCAGACACCGCACCACCCCUUCCUCAGCGUCCAAGCGAGGCAGGUCGCUCGGAGGGCGACGAGCAGCACACCACGUUAAGUGCCGCUGACGCAAACAGACAGGCAGAACAGCGGGCAGAAACCUAUGCUAUCAGACACGUCAACUGGACCGAUAUCAGCGGGAAAUUACGCAAUUCACCAAUUCUGUCCCAGAACGAAAAUGGACCAUGCCCUUUACUGGCACUUGUUAAUGCGCUUGUGAUUAGUUCGGCCGAAGACGCUCAAACACCUGUCGUCAAGGCUCUGCAAACACGAGAACAGAUAUCUCUAGGGUUGCUUAUUCAGGCACUGUUUGAGGAAUUGAUUACGUGCCUGGGCCCUGAUGACGAGUUUCCGGAUAUCGAGGCUCUUAGUCGGUUUUUGACGAUGUUGCAUACGGGCAUGAAUGUCAAUCCGCGUCUAACAUUGGAACCGGAUGAUAAUGCUGGUCGUUUCCAUGAGACGAGUGAUAUUCAGUUCUAUAAUACAUUUGGACUCCCUUUGAUACACGGUUGGGUGGCCAAACCCAGUACAGAAGCUCACGCGGCAUUUUCGCGAGUAGCUCAGUACUACGAAGACAUACAACUGCUGCCAUUCCGGAAAGAAGAGCUUGAAGACCGAGUUUUCCGAGGCGGCUCACUGUCCCCCGAGGAAGAACAAACCAUGUACGACAUUCAAACGAUCCAGCAAUUCGUCGAAGUCGACCACGCAACGCAAUUGAGCGAUUAUGGGCUUGAGCACCUCAAAGAAAGACUGGCCCCUGGAUCCGUAUCAAUUCUCUUCCGCAAUGACCAUUUCACCACGCUUUACAAACACCCGCAAAAACAUGAGCUGUUUACGAUAGUAACCGACGCUGGUUAUGCAAGCCAUGCUGAGAUCGUAUGGGAGAACCUCGUCGAUGUCAACGGCUCUCGCGCUGAAUUCUUCUCUGGCGACUUCCGCCCCGUUGGACAUGGCCCAUCAGGAGGUCCUGCGACAUCUGCCCCAGCGCUUCCGAGCCGUGAUGCAGGCUAUUUUACUAAAUCGAAGGAUGAACCAUCGCAAGAACAGGCCGAUGCUGACUAUGCCUAUGCGCUGGCCCUGCAGUUCCAAGAGGAAGAACAGCAACGGCAGAACGCGCCUGCGGCCCACAACCAGAAUGCCUCUGCGCCCAAUCACCCCGCACGAGGACAUGGACCUGAAGCCACCCAUCAGCGUACUUCGAGCGCGGUGAAUCGAGGGGUCGGUCGAUACCAGCCUGCUGCAGAGCAGCGUUCAGCACGAUCGAGCCAACAGCAUGGACGGUCAUCCUAUCCUCGCGAGGAAGAGGAUUUGCCAUCGUACGCACAAGCAGCUCGCAGCCCUAUCUAUUCCCCACAGCAAAGCACACCGUCUGUCAAUCCAUCCAAUCAGUCAAUGGAUAGUCGCUUCUCGAGAAGCCAUUAUGGACAUGGGAGACGGCCUCCUGCGACGUCGUCGGGGCUCCCUGAGCGGCCCAAGGAUAAGAAUAAGGACUGCAUCGUUAUGUGA